Candida tropicalis MYA-3404 is the source of this 405-nucleotide messenger RNA. RefSeq lists its product as uncharacterized. NCBI's taxonomy places the organism in Eukaryota, Fungi, Ascomycota, Pichiomycetes, Serinales, Debaryomycetaceae. Bases 1 to 405 code for a protein of 134 amino acids. The record is from RefSeq and is a predicted model, not a curated record. The transcript has a single exon.
AUGUACUUCUUUCUUUAUAUAAUUACCCAACUAUUCAUAAUGAUUGCUAAUUCCACUCAAAUAUCAAAUAGAAUGUUUAGAUCGCAAAGAAUAAUCAUGCUUUCUAUCUUAGCGGCAUUUCUUAUGCUUUUAGGAAUUACCGGAUUUUCAGGACAUCAUAAUCUGGUUAUGGAAUCAAUGAAAACCGCCUCUAAUUCGGCAAGUGAUAAGAUUUCUGAAUUUUAUAAAGGUUCAAAUUAUAAAGUUGAUGAAAGUAAUAAAGAAGAUGCUAAAGCUGAUGCUGAUAAACUAGCCCAAUUAGAUGCUAAUAAACAAGAGGAAGCAAAAGAACAGAAAGAAGCUAAAGAAAAGGAAAAUUUACAAGAUGAACAAAUUCAACAUGAAGAUUCUCAAGUUAUUGGAUAA